Messenger RNA from Funneliformis caledonium, 351 nucleotides. Lineage: Eukaryota; Fungi; Glomeromycota; Glomeromycetes; Glomerales; Glomeraceae. The record is from the annotation of a GenBank genome assembly.
AUGAAACCAUUAAAAAAUCACCAAAAAACUACCAACGAAGGUCAGAACCAAAGAAUCACCAAUAAAAGGAUCAAAGAACCACCAACAAAAAUACCAAAGUACCACCAAAAAGGCAAAGAAAUUUAUGAACUUCUUAAACCUUUUGUGGAUCCUACAAUAAUUAAAUGUCCUAUUAUUGUGAUUGGCACUGAAAAGGAUAAAGCAUUUGAUUUAAAAAUUAUAAAAGAAACUGCUAAUGAUUAUGGUGUUGGAUUUGAUAUCAUUGGUGGUGCUUCUCAUAGCAUUAUGCUGGACUUUACAUGGAAGAAUGCUGCUAAUAUUAUUUUAAAAGGAUCCAAGAAAAAAUUGUAA